Messenger RNA from Oncorhynchus gorbuscha (pink salmon), 2284 nucleotides. RefSeq names its product probable glutamate receptor. Gene Ontology annotation, biological process: synaptic transmission, glutamatergic; modulation of chemical synaptic transmission; monoatomic ion transport. Gene Ontology annotation, molecular function: AMPA glutamate receptor activity; transmitter-gated monoatomic ion channel activity involved in regulation of postsynaptic membrane potential. The record is from RefSeq and is a predicted model, not a curated record. The coding region runs from base 263 to 1648 and encodes 461 amino acids. The transcript is spliced from 10 exons. NCBI's taxonomy places the organism in Eukaryota, Metazoa, Chordata, Actinopteri, Salmoniformes, Salmonidae. Gene Ontology annotation, cellular component: dendritic spine; postsynaptic membrane; AMPA glutamate receptor complex.
GAACAAGUGCACACUUCGGGAGAAAGGAGAUUAGAUUAGAGAGGUUAUUGGGACGCAACCCACAGGUUUUCGAGUCCUCCACAUCUACUGCCAUGCCCAACCCCUUUAUAAUUUCGGGUUGCGUGUGGGUGUGAUAUCUGACCCUCUUGCACUGCACCCAACCAUCCCUCCCUCUCCAUUAACUACUUUGUUUGCGUCCUUCCACUCCACCAGAGUUGCUUCUUUACCAAGACAGAAUAUCUAAGGUUCAGAAGGUGACAACAUGAAAGCGUUGAUUGGAUUGGUCGUGUGUGCCGUGGCACUGCUAUCUGGGUGUUGCACUGCUGGGCCUGCAGCGUUAUCCAUCACCACUAUAUUGCAAGAGCCAUUCACCAUGACCCAAGGGUCUGAGCUGGAGGGGUACUGCAUUGACCUGCUUGCGGAGAUCGCCAAGAAGUUGGGCUUCAAGUACGAAGUGCACCUGGUGAAGGACGGCAAAUACGGGCGACAGGACGAGAGCGGAAACUGGUACGGGAUGAUCGGGGAGGUGGUCCGAGGGGAGGCCGACCUGGCGGUCGCCCCUCUGACACUCACAGCAACCAGGGAGCUGUCGGUGGAGAUGAGCACUCCCUUCAUGCAGACCGGUGUUGGUUUCAUACUGAGCAAGGACCUGGGCUCCGAGGAGAGCCACUUCGUCAGCUUCCUCUUCCCCUUCUCCACGGAGAUGUGGGUGGGUGUCCUCAUGGCCUUCCUGGUGACUGGCCUCUGCAUUUAUCUGGUGGCCAGGAUAAGCCCCUGUGAGUGGGCGGAUCCCGAGAUAGACGAACACAGCUUCACCCUCCUGCACAGCUUCUGGUACAUCACCGGAGCCCUGACACUGCAAGGUGCUGGCCCACACCCUAAAAGCCUGUCUGGCCGCAUUAUCAGCGCCAUCUGGUGGGUGUUUGCAGUGGUGCUCCUGGCCUGCUACUUCAGCAACUUCAACACCAUGCUACGCUCGGACACCAAACACGUCUCGGUUAUGAACUUCGAUGAGCUGGCCAGACAGGACGUCAUUGACUAUGGAACAGUGGAAGGCGGCUCCACGUUCAAUUUCUUCAAAAACUCCAACAACCCCACCUACCGAAGCAUCUUCCAGCACAUGGAGAGGAAGAAGAGUUGUGUGCGUUCUGUGGAAGAGGGCAAUCGACGUGCCCAGGAAGGCAACUACGCCUUCAUUGGCGAGGCAGCGUCUCUGGACAUAGCUGUGGCUCGCUACUGCAACCUGAUCCGGAGCAGUGAACUCAUUGCCAUGAGAGGGUACAGCAUUGCAGCACCCUUAGGCUCCCCUAUGAUGAAGAACAUAACGGUGGCCAUACUGCAGCUGAGUGAGUCUGGGGAAUUGGCGUACCUGCAGAGUAAGUGGUGGGCCAAUAGCUGUAUGCCAGAGGGGGGCCAAGCCCCACAGGCCCUCCAGGCCCACCUCCUGAGGGGCCUCUUCAUGCUGCUGGCCCUGGGGUGUGGCCUGGGCCUCCUCAUUGCCCUCCUGGAGCUUGCCUUCAAGUCCCGCGACCAAGCCAAGGACCAGAAGAAAUCCUGCUGCUCAGUAUUGUCGGCAGAGCUGAGUCAACGUUUCAGAUCGGGCAGGGCGAAUGCAGGCACAGAGAUGUCAGAGAAGAGCAAAGCGUAAAGGAUCUGUUUUACUGAUUGGUUCCGAAAAGCACCAUAUAGUUUGAUACGCAUAUAAACCAUGUGUGAGCGACCCUGGUCCUGUCCUUGGGAGCAGCACCAUCUCUUCCGUAUCCUAGUAGUGUAUCACAGCAGUAACUUCUGUUUCAUAGUUUACGAAACAGCUACCGAGUUCCCCAUGUGUACUUACAAUGGCUUGUUUGAAUAGAUUCCAAUUAGAGUAGAUUCUACCAUAUAUUCCACUCUGAAAAUGUAUUAUUCAGCCACUAUAGAGAAAAGCAACAAUAACAUUUCAUGCUCUCAGAGGACAUGGGUCUCCCACUGCAGAAAUAGACUACUAACAGUUUGUUUUUAUAUAUAUAAAGGCUUUUCAACUAACCUCCAGAUAAAUUCUUUUAGCAACUGUAUUUUCAAUAGUUUUUUUGUUGAUAUGUACUGCCAAAAUAUCUCAUGUGCUUCUAAAUCUGGUGGUUUAUGAGUUGUUUCAUUAACCGUUCUAUAUGUUUUACUUUAACCAAAUGAAAUGCCUAGACAUCCCAAAUGCAUAGAUUUUUGUUAAGUUUCACACCUAAGCUCUCUCAAAAGUGUUUUUUGAUGGAUGGAUAGAAUUAAAUAAAUAAAAUAGAUUUUUGAUGGA